This is a messenger RNA of Sabethes cyaneus, 2132 nucleotides long. Its product is annotated as lactosylceramide 4-alpha-galactosyltransferase. Gene Ontology annotation, biological process: glycosphingolipid biosynthetic process. The record is from RefSeq and is a predicted model, not a curated record. Gene Ontology annotation, molecular function: alpha-1,4-N-acetylgalactosaminyltransferase activity. Lineage: Eukaryota; Metazoa; Arthropoda; Insecta; Diptera; Culicidae. The transcript is spliced from 2 exons. The coding region runs from base 288 to 1352 and encodes 354 amino acids.
CGUAAAACCUUUUGUUUUGGUGGUGCUUGAUACGAAUAUUUGAUCCAUCGAUACUCACAAUGAACGUGCUGGUUAAAAAUAAGCCCGUAACAAAGUUUAGUGCAAAUCGACAAUAGCCAAAACCGGCUACACCCAGUGCCCAGAGAACCAUCCAAGGCUACGAAUCUCGACAUGAUCUUAUGAAAUAUCUCACGUGAAUCACAUGAAUCUCGCAAUAUAUUGUAUGUAACGUUCACAUUAAGUUAUAUUAGAACUUAAAAUACGUAAUAUAAGAUACUCAAACAUAAAUGCUACCAUCAAGUAUAUUCUAUGCCAAGGGCAAAUACAAACGAAAGCUGCUGAUCGUCACGACGAUUAUGUUGGUCGCAUUUUACGUCGUUUACCUUUCGGAUUUCCAUUCGGCCGAACGGAAUUGUUUUAACCAACAGUACCGCAGUCCUUGGUUGGUUUUGGAGGACGUUCAGCGUGCACAGCAGCAACCGCUCGAAGGAAAGAAUAUAUUUUUCCACGAAACAUCCUGUUCCGGCGAUGGAGUGGUUCAUCUUAAUGCCCGUCAGGCUUGUGCCGUUGAAUCGGCCGCACGCAAGAAUCCAGAUUGGAAUGCGUUCGUGCUGUUUGCCGCUCCUGUUGGGUUUCGUAACAAGAGUCAGCUUCCACUGAUGGAUGCUUUGCUAUCAUAUAAAAACGUUCAUUUGCGGUUUGUAAAUUUAACAACCUACGCACAGGACACACCGCUGGAGGACUGGAUGAAGAGCGGCGAAAUCUUCCGUUCAAAGUAUAUGAACUCACAUCUGUCCGAUAUUAUGCGAUAUUUAACGCUCUAUAAGUACGGUGGAACCUAUUUGGACCUGGAUGUGGUGGUGCUGAAAUCUUUCGAUACGCUCGAGCCGAACUAUGCUGGUGCGGAGUCUCCGCGCUGGGUGGCAGCUGGGGUUAUUAAUUUUGAACACACUGGUCAUGGACGAGAACUGGCGGAAAUGUGUGUAAGAGACUUGUUAAUCAAUUUUAAUGGUCAGGACUGGGGUAAUAAUGGUCCUGGAGUCAUUACUCGGGUGCUAAAGCAAGUCUGCGGUACAAAUGCCCCUUUAAUGAUGACCCGCGAGCGGUGUCGGCACUUUACCGUUUAUCCACCGGAGGCCUUUUAUGCUAUCAACUUUGAGGAUUAUUUGCAGUUUUUCGAGGAACGCUGGCUGGAUAAGGCCCUUGCUACGGUCAACGGCUCGGUCGUUGUGCAUGUGUGGAACAAAUUUAGCAAAGACCAUCCGGUACGGGUCGGUUCUCAGGUAGCUUAUGGAGUAUUAGCGGAACAGUACUGUCCCCGUGUAUACAAAGCUAGCGGUGAGUUUUUCUAGCGCCAUUAUUUUAGUGUCUAUAUAGUUUGGAAAGUGAUUUGCACAAUUAUUUAUUACACAUAAGUUUCACUUUUGCAUCUUGGUUUCCAUCAAUGUUUUAGAACCAAUCACAGCAAGAUCAAAUUUUUGCAUCGAACAAAUCUCUAUAGAUCUGCAUUUCGGAAUAGCAAAUUUAAAUUCCGAAAAACGUGAAACUUCGAACAUAUACACUUGUUUAACGUUCAGUAUUGAUAGCAAAAUACUUAGAAAGCACAAUUGAAUCUCACAGAGCAACGAAGUGCGUUUUGUUUUUAUAUAAUUUGGGGGAAUGCAGUUCCUACUUUGGAAACAGCAUGGUUGCAUCACAGUUUUCUUUGCUUUAGUUCAGUAAUCCAUAAAGAAUAAAUAGGAUGAAUUUAUAAUCUGCACUUCUGCUUUUACUGGAAGAACGAAAAAAGUAUUCGAGCUUGAAAUUGGUUUCAGAAUACUGUUCUGUUCUGGUGAUUAUCAUUUACCUUCAUUCGUUUUGGUAGCUAAAGCAGAGAAUCAUCGAUGAAACAGCAAAUUCAUCGUAACAUUCCAAUUCUAGUACCUACAAGGGAACAAACGUAAUAGAAAAUAUUAUUCAGUUAUCUAAGCUGAAAAUUGUUAUAAUAUACUGAAGCAGCACACACACAAAUACUCGAAUGAAAGUUUAAAUUAGGAAAAUUAAUCGAAAGAAAUAGAUUUUUUAUUUUAUACAACACAAGCUUUACCAUAGCAUAAAUUACAUUCACAUUACAUUACAAUUUCAUUUUUUUA